CAGGAGGAGGAAUAUGUCAGACACGUGUGCAUGGGGGGGAGAAAAAAACCGAUCUGAAGUUCAACUUACGUAACAUUUUAUAUCAAGAUGUAUUCAGACUUGCUCUGGAAUACCCUGGGAACAGUCAAGGCAGGAGUGUUACAGUGCGCACCGUUCAAAGGUCCGGUUUGAAAGAAAGGUAGACAAGGUCAGUGAUGAGUACUGGCGGAUAGGCCCUCUGGCUGAUGAUGUCUGCUUCAGAUUCUGACUGCUCCAUAGACUGGUUGGCCAGCGACGAUGAUAGUGACAGCGUGUUUGAAUCCGAUUGUGACCGGGCCAAUUCAGGGAGGACAUUGCCCUUACCUCGUCAGCAUCUGUGCCACGCCGGGGACACUCGGGAGCCUUGUGCCCCACACUCAAACUGCGCCCCAUCGGAGAGCAGGCGCGGCUGUGGCCUGGACAAGGGCAGCGUGCCCACGUGUGCGGAUAGUGACCAGGUCUACGCCCCGGCUGGAGCCCCGCGCAGGCGCGACAGGUCCUGGGACAGGAGAAAACACAUGGAGCCCCUCCAGGGAGAGCAGGAGGGGGCCUCCUCUUCGUCCUGCCCAUCGCUGGGGCGGACCGAGCGCUCUCCGGACAGGAAGAGGGACAGGAGCUUGAGGGACCCGGAGCACAGGGAAGGUGGCCGGGCCAGCGGGUCAGAACAGGACAGGAUGUUUGCUCACAAGUGUAUGGAGCUGCAGUGCUACAUUCACCCACUGUCUUCAAUCUUGAAUGGCUUGCGAUCUGGGAGAUACAGACAGCGACUAAGCAGUUUCCAAGAGAGUGUUGCCAUGGACAGAAUCCAGAGAAUAAUGGGUGUUCUGCAGAACCCAUGCAUGGGCGAACGAUACAUCAACAUCAUUCUGCAGGUUGAGGUGAUGCUGAAGAAUUGGUUCCCUCAUGUGAAACCCAGUGACCAACGCCUUGAUGAGGAGACCCAGGACACCCCUCCCUCAAAGAAGCUGAAGAUGUCUCCCUCCGGGAUGACCCGGAAUGCUCCAAAGGCCAGCCCCACGUCUUCUUGUGUUCUUCCUCCGAGCCACAAAGCCCACAGAAAUAUUGAACUGCCUCCAUCCGGCACUACUUCAUCCACAAACUUAAAGUGGCUGCACACCUCCCCCAUCUGCACCCCCUCUGUGGAGCAUGCGCUGGGGAGACUCGGCCACCGGGCCGCGGCCAGGGAGAGCGACGUCACGCAGGACAACGCGGUCUCCUCCAGCACCGACGGCCGCCGCCCGCCGCCGGGGAAGAUCAACGCCCCCUGUUUGGAAAGACUGCUGAAAGCUACGGAGAGCAUCAUCAGCCAUAAAGGGACAGGGUCCGCGAAGGAAACGGGCUGCUCUUAGUAUAGGAAAUCGCUCUGGUCUUUUUGGGGAGGGACAGUGGUUCUGUCAUCACCCCCGCCCCCCUGUAAGUUAGAGUUACAGCCGGAAGGACACGAGACAUCGGUUCGGUUUGAACGCUGGCGACCGCAAACCCAUUCCAACCUUCAAACCAGAGAACGUAGGCCUUGUGUAUUGGCUCCGGAGGACAUCGAGGUCUGGGGACAGAGGGUGGUGGCGAAAGUAAAGUAAAUCUGUCGUAAUGUGAGCCGUACUUUUUUACCCACGCCGAGGUUUAGUCAGCUGCGUUUAUUUUGAUAAACCGCCUUAUUUGUGCAGUCAUAGGCGUACGUAUUGACACCUUCCAUCGCCAAGAGUUACUCCCCGAAUUAGUGAUACAUGUUGCUAAAUAUAUUAUUCACUGUAAAGAGUCUGUGAAGUAGUAGAAGUCUAUAAUUAUACCUUAUAUCUUUAAUUCACCUGAAAUUUGCUGGGAUGAAAGAGUGUUUGGUUAAGAGAAAGGAGAUUAAGUAGUGAAAAAAUUUCUACAUUCUUGAGAAUACUUUGCAUUUUUUGGUUUUGACAAGUGUUGUUUGUCCAAAGACUACCUUUCUGAUCAGCAUUUCUCUAUAAGAAGCUGACUGCAUGAGGAAUGACACCCAAGAAUGAGAUGUUUGAGGUCUAUUGAUAAUUAGGUAGAGUGCAACUUGGCUUAACCUGCUUGGCUGAGGCCCAGCCUCCUGCCUGUUGGACAAGGAGGCUGGGACCUAGGGGCAGCUGCAAUGGUAGAGAUGGGCUAGCAGAGGGGGAGAAAAUGUGAAAGAGAUUUUUGCAUACAUAUAGAUGGAGCUUUAAAAACAAUCAAUUAAGGAAUUAUUGAUGUAGAACAGGUAAGAUGAAAGUGGCUUGGUUGUUGUCAUUCCUCUGGAACUUCCAUAUAAACAGCUUCCAUUUUUUAAGAACAAAGACUCAUUGCAGGGGAUUAGUUGGGGCUAGGAUGAGUAUUUGUAAGACACAGCCAUUACUUUUAUAAGGGAAUGGAAUGUAUGAGUAAAGAGUGUUUUAGGAACACUUUAAGAUGUCUCGGUAAAAAAGAAGAAUGAGUCAUUGUCCAGAUAGAUUUGAGUUGUGAUUGUGUGCAAGCAGCAUUUUUUUGUUUGUAAUUUCAGCUCUCAGAAGCAUUAAUGAUGUGACUGUUACUUCAUAUUAGAAUUUAGAUUAAUUUUGAUACAACACUGCUACCUCAAGCUGAUACCAUGUCAGAGGUUAAAAAAGACCCUCUUAAGUUGAGUUGUCAUGAGCCAAACUAUCUGGGGUUAGGAUGGGUGGGCAUAAGCCAGUGUUUGUACACACAAAGAUACAGAUGAGGUGUUUUAAACCCUGACUGGUGCCAUUAUGAAGAAUGUGAACUACAGAUAUUGAAAGUUGGUCCAGGCCAAUAGUGCCUGUACAUCUGAUGUUAACCUUUGCCUGUAAGUGGUUUUGUGAAGAAAGAUCACCUUCGAGUACCCGUCUCCAAAAGACACACCAAUCCAGGAAUCUUUGAGCUCUUGCCAUUUUCUGUAUUGCAAGUAAAUUAUUAAAACUCUGCCAACUGUAUUCUGUGGUCAAGUGUAAUAAACAUUUAAGUCAGUACAGGCUGAACAAUGUAUACACUAAAACCACCAAAUGGGGAAAGGUAUUACUACGUGUAAAUACUUUGAACAAUGUUCCAGGUUGUUAAUUUACACUACAAAGUGGCCUUUAUAGUGUGACAUUUUAUACUUUCAAAAUAAAUGUGGUUAUAUUUGUUGAUGUGAAAGAGUGUAUUAUAUUUCUGAACUGAAUUGAAAAUGGUUAUUUUAUUGGUGUUCUUGUUCCUAAAUCAGAGCUUUCAGCAUCUUAUCAGUGCAUUUACCCAAUAUUUCAUUUCAAUAGGAUUGUCUCAAAUGGAAGUUAAUUCUUUGGUUAUACAUUGUUUUAAUUUUUCUGUCAUUUCAGCAGUAGGAGUUCUGUUUUAUAUUCCAAUUCCAAAAUGACCAUCCUCAGUAUUACAUCAUGAAAACUAGGAAAAAAUAAAAUAUUACUUAAGCAUU
This is a messenger RNA of Lepisosteus oculatus (spotted gar), 3418 nucleotides long. RefSeq names its product circadian-associated transcriptional repressor. The record is from RefSeq and is a predicted model, not a curated record. Gene Ontology annotation, molecular function: RNA polymerase II cis-regulatory region sequence-specific DNA binding. Gene Ontology annotation, cellular component: nucleus. Lineage: Eukaryota; Metazoa; Chordata; Actinopteri; Semionotiformes; Lepisosteidae. Gene Ontology annotation, biological process: circadian regulation of gene expression; negative regulation of DNA-templated transcription.